This is a messenger RNA of Phaethon lepturus (White-tailed tropicbird), 1783 nucleotides long. RefSeq names its product THAP domain containing 9 (gene THAP9). The record is from RefSeq and is a predicted model, not a curated record. The annotation marks the transcript as partial. The transcript has 4 exons. NCBI's taxonomy places the organism in Eukaryota, Metazoa, Chordata, Aves, Phaethontiformes, Phaethontidae.
AACGGUGGCGAACAUCCUCCGGGAGCUGGUGGAGAAGCAGCAGCUUUCUGAGGAAACCGUGAGUUUGCUGCAGGCCCAGUUUUCAGAUUUGCCUUGUGAGUUGCACAGCUGGAGGCAGAUGUCAGAAUACUCACCAGAAAUGAGGCAAUUUGCUUGUAUUCUCCACCUCUACCAUGUUAAGGCCUAUGAUUAUCUACGGAAGAUUUUGCCCCUCCCUCAUCCUUACAGCCUGACAAAUUGGCUGUCUAACAAUGAGGCUGCUGCAGGCUUCAGCAAUGCAAUUUUUCUCGACCUUCAGGAAAAGGUGGAGAGAGGGGAACAGGCCUACCGCUACUGUGCCCUGAUGGUACAAGAAAUGUCCCUACAGAAGCAGCAGGAGUGGGACCCUCAGACCCAGAGCCUGACAGGCUUUGUUGACUUGGGAGCAGGUGUCCUUGAUGCUGACGAAGCUCCACUGGCCUCAGAAGCGAUAAUCCUCAUGGCAGUUGGCGUCUCAAGUCCCUGGACAGCUCCACUUGGCUACUUCUUCGUGAACAGUAUGACCGGCCACUUACUUGCUCAGCUGCUUCGUCAGACCAUCACUAAGCUGAACAACAUCAGCAUCACAGUGCUGGCUGUGACGUCAGGCACCACCGCUCGUGGUGCUGAGACCGCCAGAGCUCUGGGGAUCAGGUUAGAUCCUGAAAGGAUCCAGUGCACUUUCCAGCAUCCACCUGGCUCUGCUCACAGCAUCACGUACUUCUUCGACAUUUGCCAUGCACUCCAGCUGAUAAGGAAUGCUCUGCAGUGCUUCCGGAAGAUUGAGUGUCUCAGUGACACUGUGCAGUGGCAGCAUGUGGUGGAGCUGGCAGCUUUACGGGAGCAGAGGGUGUUAGAGCCAUGCAGUCCCAAGUCAGGCAGACCUGGCAGUGAGAGUUACCACCUGAAGGUCAACCUUGCCACCAUGUUGUUCAGCGAGGGUGUUGCUGAUGCGCUGGAACACCUUCAGAAGCUGGGCCUGGCCUCAUUCCAGAACUGCAGUGGUACAGUCAGGUUUGUGCGUUUUAUGAGCCAUCUGUGCGACAUAUUUCAUGGCAGAGGCCCCUACAGAAGGGGACUGAAGGGGCCUUUGCUAGCUGGAAAUUACACCAAAAUAAGCCAGCUCUUUAAUGAGGCCAAGAGCUUCUUCAUCACCUUAACAGAUUCGAUGGGGAGAUACAUUAUUAGGAGCAAACGCAAACUAGGAUUUCUGAGUUUCUUGUUCAAUGUUGAAAGCCUCAAGUGGCUUUACGUCAACUAUGUGUGUCCAGAAGGCACUCCUUCCCACCACAUCCUGGCCUCCGCCUUGACCCUUGACCCACUCGAGCUGUUCCUCGGGGCCCUCAAGCAAGCCUGCGGCAGUAGUGGGAGCCCCACUUGCACUGUGUUCCGGGCUGCUUAUCACAAACUGCUGGCCAGCUGUAGCCUCGCACCAGUCUCACCACAUAGUGGUAUCUCUGGCACUAUGAGCUCCUUGGACAUAUCUCUGUCUCGUAGGAGAGAUCUGACCCUUGGCAGCAUUCGUGCUCAGAUUAACCCAGGUUGUGGGAGGACACUGGCAACAGAGUACCCCUGUUGUGCAGGCCUUCUUUUGCAUGGCUCUGCACUGAGUAACGCGCUGACAGACCUAUCACUGUAUGCACAGAGUGUUACUUGUGCUGCAGGCAUUGUUGCUGAGCAAUUAGCCUCUGACUUGCAAUGCGAGGCUUGUCUUGCUUCCCUGUUUGAGUCAGAGUUGGCAGGUGUCCUGCAGCCCAAGGCAUGA